AUGGUAGGAACAGGAACAUGGCUUAUAGCAUAUCUUCAAUAUACAUGUGGAAUGUUUAGUAUUGCCUGUUAUCGCAUCAAACAGGCAUUGACAGCGGACAUUAUCCAAAUGAGAAGUCUAAAAAGCGAGAAAGAAAUUCAUAAGGAAAUAAUUUGUGCCGUAGAUAUUCAUCGCAAAGCUAUGAAGUAUACCGAUUAUUUUAUAACCAAUUUUGAAAGAUCAUUCUUAUUUUUGAUAGCAGCUGGCAUGAGUAGCUUGUGCCUUAAUCUUGUUUGUAUAGCAAUGUUUGACGGUAACAUUGAGCAGCUUGUAUUAUCUAUUAGAAUGUCAAUUGUUCUUUACUAUUACUUGUUUCUAUCCAAUUAUGUCGCACAAGAAAUUACCGAACAUAAUAACUACGUAUUUGCUACUGCAUACGACAAUCAAUGGUAUGUGGCUCAUUUAAACAUACAGAAAAUGGUGUUGUUUCUGUUACAAAGAGGCACUAAAAGUUUUAAUGUAAUUCUUGGUGGAAUAUUUGUGGCAUCGAUGGAAAGUGCGGCAUCGAUGUUGAGUGCUUCAAUAUCUUAUUGUACUGUUCUCUAUUCUACGCGGAAAAAUUGAAUAACAUGUGAUAUUAUGAUUAAUCCUAAAU
Messenger RNA from Linepithema humile (Argentine ant), 634 nucleotides. The record is from RefSeq and is a predicted model, not a curated record. NCBI's taxonomy places the organism in Eukaryota, Metazoa, Arthropoda, Insecta, Hymenoptera, Formicidae.